UACUUUGGUUUUACCUUGACGAUAUAUUGUAUUUGAAGGAAAAAUAUUCCGAGAUCCAAAACUUAGUUGCUGGAUCUAACUUACCAGCCCUGAGUGGAAGUUUACCAUCUAAGUUAUCGGACGCCAUACAUUUGUUGUCACUUGAUGAAAUUUCAUCCAUACCACCUUCGGUAUUGGUGGCAUCUGUUGAUACCAUCGCAAACAAUCACAAGUUAAACAAACUCCAGAGAGGAGUAAUCCUGGAACAAAUUAUAGCAGGAGGAUACCAGUUAAACAACAUUGACCAAGUUACAAGUCUUGGUGAACUUGUUUCUGAGUUAGACACCACUGUAGUUGAUUAUACGAUGUUACAUUCACUUCUUAACACAAGACCUGACCUGAUUCAAAAAAUGUCAAAACACGUGAAAGCUGAUGUUAUGGAUAAGAUAUUAACUAACCAUGGGGUAGAGUGGGCAGUCAACGCGGAAACAAAAUUCUCUUCACUGAUCCCCGCAUCAUUUAUCCGCUCGAUGGACAACAUCAACUUUACGGCUGCUUCCAAUAUGAAAUGGAAACGAAGCCAGGCAUUAUACAUUGUAAAGAAAUAUCAAAACAAUGUAAAUCGGAAGCUUACGCUGAGUGAUAUAAG
This is a messenger RNA of Ciona intestinalis (vase tunicate), 628 nucleotides long. Lineage: Eukaryota; Metazoa; Chordata; Ascidiacea; Phlebobranchia; Cionidae. The record is from RefSeq and is a predicted model, not a curated record.